Galleria mellonella (greater wax moth) is the source of this 1367-nucleotide messenger RNA. RefSeq lists its product as uncharacterized. The transcript has a single exon. Gene Ontology annotation, molecular function: nucleic acid binding. The coding region runs from base 545 to 1207 and encodes 220 amino acids. NCBI's taxonomy places the organism in Eukaryota, Metazoa, Arthropoda, Insecta, Lepidoptera, Pyralidae. The record is from RefSeq and is a predicted model, not a curated record.
ACAAAACAUCAGAUUAUGAUGCAUGCUUCUCAUUAUAUUACACAAUUAAUAUUUCGUUAUUAUCACAAAAUACUAAUUCACGGAGGUCCUCAACUACUCACAGCAAGCACACGUCAUAAAUACUGGACAAUAGGAGCACGUAAUCUCUCCAGAAAAAUUGUACACAACUGUGUCAAAUGUUGUCGAUUUUCGGGUAAAAGUAUUCAACCAAUUAUGGGAAAUUUACCUGAACAGCGUCUACACGCUGACUAUCCAUUCAUUAAUACAGCAAUUGACUACGCCGGGCCAGUCAUGAUAGUGAGUCGAAGUGGCAGAGGGUGCAAAUUAAUUAAAUCAUAUAUGUGUAUAUUUGUAUGUUUGGGAAUCAAAGCAGUACAUAUAGAACUGGUAACCGACCUGUCUAAGGAUGCAUUUAUUUCUGCUUUAAAUCGUUUCAUUUCUCGCAGGGGUAAACCCGUCAACAUUUUCUCAGAUAAUGGAAAAUGUUUCAUAGGCGCAAGUAAUGAAUUAGAUAAAUUUUUAAAAUAUAAUUCGGAUUAAUACAAUGAUUAACUUUAAGUUUAGUCCAGCAUAUAGCCCUCAUUUCAAUGGAUUGGCUGAAAGCGCCGUCAAGGCUGUUAAACAUCACUUAAAAAGAGUAGUUUCCUUUGCACAUUUAACAUAUGAGGAAAUGAAUGCAUUAUUAAUACAAAUUGAGGCGAUUUUAAACUCUAGACCUCUCACUCCUAUUUCAUCUGAUCCCUCAGACCUAGAAGCGCUUACCCCUUCCCAUUUCCUUAUUGGACGUGCACUCACUCUGUUACCUUCUCCACAAACCACAGUCACUGAUUAUGCCAAGAUCUGCACGCUCUCACUUUACAUGAGAAUACAAGUGCUGAAGGCUCAUUUUUGGAAUAGAUUUUAUAAAGAAUAUAUUUCAGAACUCCACACCAGACACAAAUGGAAGCAAACUAACGGACAACUUCAAAUCGGCGAAAUGGUGCUAAUUAAAGAUGACCGUUUGCCGCCAAGUCGCUGGUUGCUCGGGCGAGUGACCACUCUUUAUCCUGGGUCAGAUGGCAUCACCCGUGUUGCUGACGUGCGAACCGCAACAGGAACUCUUCGACGCGCAUUCAACAGACUGUGUCCACUGCCAAUAUUAAUACACCCGGAGGUAGCAGACCAAGAUCUUCCGCAGUCUUCGUGUGCUGAUGGAGGACAACCUUGACUUUGCUGGGGCGGAAAUAUGUUACGGCUUUGUGUCGUGCAUCUCGCUCACACAUUCCAGCGCGUUGUCUGUGACAGCUGCCACCGUUUAUAGUUUUAAUUGUCAGUACAAUUACGAUCGUCCUACUGUAUAGCCAUCCAGGCAAAAUUAAGUAUCUUAC